UUGUUUCUGGGAAGAUGGCGGAAAGUAGGCCGAUUGGAGCCAAGCUUACACACUAACUUUUGAACAAGUUUUAAACUUUUGAUUUGCCAGUGUAGAUGUUUUGCACACCAUUCUGAAAUGAAAUGCGAAUCAGAUAAGGCUAAAGAAUGUCGUCCAAGGGACGCAAAAUCGCAAAACAUAUUGGAAAAUCACUUCGGAAAAAGUUUGACUUGGACGCGCUGUCAGAGAAUGACGAUCUGCAACAGAGGCUGACAGAUCUUGGUUCUUCAGAGAACUCUCCCACUCUCAUGGCCCAUACUUUGACAUGAAGUCCAGCAGUGCCCAACCUGUGAUUCAAAGUAUGGGCAAGAGCACAUCACUAAGUACUGUCAACGAAGCUGGAGAUGCUGCCCAAGCUGACUACAAAGAGAUUGCUGCUCUUGCCCAUGAUAUGAAGAACUUUGCAGAUAAUCUUACCAAGCUUAAGAUUCUCUUCAUUGAAGGCUUACAGCUUGGUGAUGAAGCCCGUGUAGUGUCACAGGAAUCACUGGAGGAGGUUCUGAGUGUUUUGAAAUCCACUCUGCAGCGUUACUCAGCACUACAGUCUCCAGAGAUUUUCGCAGCUGCAAGGGCACUUAUUAGCAAAAUAAAAUCUCAUAACUACGAGGAGGAGCUGGAUGAGGAGGAGCUGCAGACUCUGCUGGAGGCCAUUGAGGGACUGGCUAUCACCUUUAGCACCAGUGUAUCCAAGUACCUCAUGGUGGACUUUGGCAGAGAAAAAGCAGCUACUUCAGAGACAAAAACAAAGUCGUGCGAAAACUUGGUUAAGGGUAAAGAGGAAGAGGCUGGCAGUGCUAAGCAAGAUCAGAAAUCCAUGACAGCAGAUGAGCAAGAUGCAGCAAUGGCAAGAUUGGAUGCGGGCCUUGACUUGGCAUUAGCACGGGCAAAAGUGUGGUCUCGUUAUACUCGGGGCAUCAUCACCUAUAUUGAAAAGAAGUCACAGCUUGAAGUUGAAUAUGCAAAGAACUUAGCCCGCAUCACAAACAGCAUGCAAAACAGCUUUGCUGGGGAAGAUUAUCUGCCUCUUCAAUCUGUUUUCUGUGCUGCCUUAAAUCAGGAUGCUGAAUUUGCUGCCAAUUUACAAGCUACCCAAGCGGUGCUGCAUACAUCUAAAUUUGUGGAGCUUUUGCUUACAAGACGCAACGAACAUGACAGAAUGAGGAAAUCUGUCAAAGAAGCUUGGGACAAAGAGGUUAGGAAAAUGCAUGAGACAGUCAGUAACCUCAGAAAGGCACAAGCUAUGUAUAUAAGCCGUCAGCAGGAGUUUGAAAGGGCCAGAGAAGCCGUCUUGAAAUCUGACAGUGAGAAGCUUGAUAAACGCAAAAAGCUGGAGGAAGAGACCAUGCAUAAAGCUGCUGAAGCAGAAACAACUUACAAGGCAUGUGUUGCUGAAGCAAAUUUGAGACAAAGGGCUCUUGAGAAAACAAAGGGUGAGCUGUUGGCAACACUUAGAGAACAGAUGCUUCUGUGUGACAAAGACAUUAGAACUGUAGCUGUGGAAUAUUUUGACCUGCUGCACACUGUAUGGUCACCUUUACCUAUUCAGUAUCAGAUGCUCAGUGACAGCAGUAAAGAGUAUGAGCCUGGAAGCCAAUAUGCCGAGUUCAUCAUGCGACUGCCUGCUGGUACUUCCCGCCCUCACAAAACAGAAGAGUUCAUGUUUGAACCGUAUGUUCCUGGACAAAAAGCUGGUGAAGGAAGAAAGACUAGUGUGCAUUCUAAUGGAUCUUCUGGUGAACACAUGCAUUCAAAUGAGGGCUCACCUGUGUCCUCACCUCGUAGAGACAAGUACAGAAGUCCAGUUCGGGCAUGGUCCCAGACAGCCACACACACUGUUCAGCAAACAGGUGGCAGUGACACUGACAGUGCCAGUGGCAGCAGUAAGUCCCGGGACUCGUCACCAAGCAGUAGCCCUCAUGAUUUGCUAUGCCGCAAGAUUGUCUCUUCGCAGUCCCUUGAUGAAUUGACAGAGGAAGAUGGUGAAAAAAUCCAUGUUCAACAUGUACAAGAGAGGAGGGCUCAGAUGCGGCGGAACAUGACUGUGGCUGGAGAAGAGGCCCUUGAUUUACCUGGGCUGCUGGCGCAUCAGCAGGGACGCCGUAACACCACAUUUGGUGUGGACUUUCAGGAGCAGGUGGAGCGGUAUAAAUCACAGGUUCCUCCAAUCAUGACCAAAUGCUUGGCUGAAAUAGAACGCCGGGGAGUUAUGAUCAGAGGUAUAUACAGAGUUUCUGGUGUGAAAAGCAAAGUGGAGAGUCUCUGUCAGCGUUUUGACAUCAAUCCAGAACUAGUGGAUUUAGAAGAGGUGCACCCAAAUAUCAUCUCUAAUGUUCUCAAGCUUUACCUUAGACAGCUUCCUGAGCCACUGCUGACUUUCAGGCUUUAUUCUGACUUUAUCCACUUGGCAAAGGAGAGUAUGUCUGGGAGUUUACAGGGGGACAAGCUGGUAGAAUCUUUGAGUGCAAUAGUCCACCGUCUACCUUUGUCCAACUUUAAGACGUGUGCUGUACUCAUGCAUCAUCUGCACAGAGUUGCAACGCACAGUGAUGAAAAUCAGAUGAGCUCUAGCAAUUUGGGUAUUGUCUUUGGACCAACACUUCUCCGUCCACUGGAAGGAACAGCAUCCCUUGCUUCCCUUGUUGAUACGCCUCAUCAGACUCGUGCAGUUGAGCUGCUUAUCACUAAUGCAGAGGCUUUGUUUGGACCUGGCGACAACUUUCAGCUGUUCCCUGACCAGACACCUGUGGAAGCCAUGGAGGACUCGGCUGAUGGUCUUACAAUCAGUGUGCCAUCCAGUUCAACCGAGCCAAGUCCUGAAAAAUCUCCAGCUAAAGAGUCCACUGGAACAGCCGCUGCUUCAGGUUUCUCUCCCACAUCCAUGCCCUCAUAUACCCAUGCUGCAGGUGAUGCCCCUCCCUCCUCACUUCUGCCAGAAGACAAAAUACUGUUUGUGUCGGAGGAUGAACCUUCCUCCAUGCUAGAGCCUUCUGCUGCAGACUUCUCUUUGCCAGGAAGCACCACUGCCAGUCAGGAAGGUGAUGAUGCUGUGUUUGCAGAUCCUGCUAGUGGAACGGCACCCCUGGGCCAGGGGCCAGACACUGACGCAGAUGACAGCAGCAUGUCUGAUCUGGAUGAUGAUGAUGGUCUUCCAGAUUCUCUGCUCCCAGACAAGUCUCGUGGCCCUCUCUCACAAUCCCAUGCUCGCUUUCUCACACCACACUGUAUUGCAGGAAAUAACAUUGCUGUUGCUAAGAUGGUCCCAAGAUACGCUGUAGCCACUGCGCCACUGUCAUCAUUAGCAUGUACGCAGCCUGCAGCACCUCCCUCAGCAACUACACUGGCACCACUAUCAAAACCUGUUCCCCUAACAAUGAAAUCACCUGGACAACCGACUGAAGGUUCGCAGACAUCUGUUCCAGUGGCACCAUCCACAACAGCUGAAGCAUCAAAGCCAGAAACCAUUCCCUUAUUGCAAACUGUGAGCACAGUUCAGCAGCCAUUCCCAGCAGUGCAGCCAUCAUCUGCACCUCUGGCUGAGGCCGAAACAGAUGCUGCCUUCUCUGUGGUGGACAGCUCCACUUGGCCAGGGCCAGCCAGCCGGAUAUCAGGGAGUUAUCCCCUGAGCAUAGCUUUCAAGGGUCAUCCGUCAACUGCCUCCACCACUUCCCUGUCUUCAGUUUCUGAUGGCAACACCAGUCCUGGCCGAGAUAGCCGAGCAGAUCGCUUCAAACUAGAACAGAGGAAACUCUUGUCAGCCAUCAAGUCAGACCCUAAAUUAGGUAUCAUGCUGUCAGGUGAGAGUGGCAGUGUUAUAAAAGAUGUAACAAUGCCAUCAGUGGAUAGUAAAGUCAAAGCGAGUUCAGAGAACCAAGAUGAUGGUGCCAUGAAAACUAUCAUUGAAGAUGAAAACAAGGAAAGCAGUCCUAGAGAUGACAAACAAAGAAAGCAGUUGGUUAAAUCAUUUAGCUUAGAUGUCGAUGAAGAUAUUUGUAGUGCAGAGAUCAAAGAUAAAGAAGAGUUACAAAGGUCAGUCACAGGCAGGGAUGAUGAAAAAGGGAAAGUGGUCAACAGCCUGAAAAAACUGAGGCCAGCCAGACAUCGUUACAGACAGAGUCACCUCCCCGCGGAGGUACCAAGUUGGGAACAAGCUUAAUUUCCAGGUCAGACUUAUCAGCUAUGCGAUCCUCGUCUUCCAUCACUAGCAAGCCUGCAACAGCCUCUUCCACAAAGAUCCGCACUGCAACGACCAGUGCUGGUCAGCGUCGGGCAAACAUCUUGGGCCUAAGUAGUACCACUUCAGCUGGUGGGGUGGCUGGAAGCUCAGGCGUAAGCAGUGGUCGGCCUGUCUUGACACGAUACUCCUCCAGUACAAACAGUGGCGUGUCUGCUUCAUCUCCUCGACGUCCAUCUGGCUCACAAGCCACAGGUUCCACUUCACUUAGUCGCUCAUCGUCGGGACCAUCCAGCAGCUCAGGCCACAAGCACAGUGGCACAGUCUCCACAUCCAUCAAUACCAGCUCCAUGCGUCAUAGCUUCGAGUCAUCUCUUAGAUCUUACAGUGCCUCUUCAUCAUCUUCCACUUCUUCAGCCACAACAGACACAGCUUCUGCCUUCGUAAGGGUGGAUCUUCUGUAACAAGGAUCGGAGCAUCUGGAGUGAAAACAAGCAGCAGCUCUGUGGGGCCACCUAAAUCCAUUGCACCCUCCAGGACAUCUGUCAGUGGCAAGUCUGCAGAGGCAGGGACUAACAGCACCAAUAGAAACACAGUAGCUUCGGUUCCCACAGCACCCUCAUCCUCUUCCAAUCCAAGUCGAAAGUUUCAUGAAAAGUGCCAUGACCCAAAGGCUGGAGAGACAAGCUGCCAGACUUCUGCUUCCGGUGUUAUGGCCAAGGGACUGAGCCAGGACCGCACGCCACGCUUUGUGUAGACCAAACUAUUGCAUGUCAUGUUUUGUCAAGUGUCUUAUUUUUGGACCAUGUUCUCUAGUGUCUGGGGGAGUGCUUCUGUAACAUGAAUAAGGAAAGACAAUAGCAAGAAUGACUAAAUGUCUUGUGAGUGGACCUCAAAAACUGGUUUUUAAACUUAAAUGACAGAUUUCAUGCAUAUUUUGCAAAUUUUGUAUCUAACAAAUUAUUAAUUUUGUGUCUUUAGGCAAGAUUCAUUUUUUUUUCCCACUUUACAGUUUUUAUCAGUUUAUUUUGUAGCAACAAGAUUUUUUUUGAGGAUGCAAAACAGUAAGUUGUGAAAAAAUUUAUAAAGUAGUGUAUGUGCACACACUUAUUGGUGCAUACUUAUAUGUGUGCAUGCAUGUUUGUGUAGGUGCAUUCACAUGUCGAGGUGAGAUUGGGAGGGAAUUUGCAUGCAUUUAUGCUUGUGUCAGCAUGUGCAUAUAUUUCCACCCUAGUAUAAAGGUAGAUCCAUUUACAUGAUUGAUCUGUUGUGAAGAAAGAAUAUAGAAAGGUACCUUGACAUGCAGAUUGAGAUUUUGUACUUUCCACACCUGCUUAUAGUAUGUUCAGAGUAUAUUAAAGUCCUGGACACACCAGCAGCAAGAAAAUAUGGAUUUAAAAAAAAAUUUAAAGGUAAGAAGAGCUCAUGUGAUGUUUUGGGAUAGUUCUUGGCUUUCAUAUUUUUAUACAAAUAUGACUUUGUAUUGACAUACUGUUUUUAUUUAGCUUUGCUACAGCUAUAAAGCUGGCAGGGUUAUAGCAGCUGUUUUUUUUUAAAUGUGUAUUGUAUAAAGUUUAUUUGAGAGUUCAACUGAACUAGGAAUAUUGUAGUCUAAAAAGACAUGUUUUCCAUUACUUUUUAACACACUGUUUAAUACACUUUUAAAAUCCCUUCACAAAAUGUAUUCAAUAUCUGUUCCCAAGCUGUUUUUCUCCGUUUGCUUCAUUACAGUAAAAAAAUCCUUAUGGCAGAUUUGUACACUUCCAGGCUGGAGAACAAAGUAGCCAGUUUUAAAAUGUGAAAUUUGCAUCAUUUCACAUGUAAUUCCCUGCAUUUUUUUUUUUUUUUUUUUUUUUAGAACAGAUAUCAGAAGCUGUGAGAUAAAUUUAUUUACACUGUGUCCACAGUUUAUUGUUUUGCAGCAUUUAGACCACUUUAAUGCCAAGGCACCAACAUAACAUGUCGGCAAGAACUUUAGAUGUGGCAUAUGUCUUGAGCUUUGGGCAUCACCAGGGCAGGUGCCUUUGUCUUGACCUUUUUGCUGGAUCAGGACAUUGCUUUCUAGAUUCUGGACUGGUUAAUAACUGGUAUUAUCUUCUUUACCCAUAGAUAGUGUCUGUGCUCUAGGAUCUUGAAAUAUACAUGACACUGUAAUACUUGCACACCUUUAACGAGAUCAGAGAGGAUGUAAACUUCAUUUAUCUACAAGCUGAGUACACUGUAGUAUGUGUACACCUUAAGUGAUCAGAGAUGUGAUCUUGACCUGUCUUUAAUCCCAGAACCAAGAGCGUGUGGAAACCUGUUAGCUUGGCUAGAGUUAGUCUUGUUUCUUAUGCUUGGACUUUUGUUCUAUAGAUGCAGUCUGUUUAUCUUGUUGUUUAUGCCUGCAUUUGCUUAAGUGAUGUGAGGAGACGUUUACACGUACAUUUGUUUCAAUGAUGAUGACAGGAUGCAUAUUGCUUUUUACAUCGACUAAAUCAUCUCAUAAUUUGAUGUGAUGCAGUGAUGUUCUGCUGUCUAGUCCUCAACUUUCUAUUAUGGACUCCUGAAACCACACCCUUUUUUUCCUGCAGUCAUCUAGAAAAUUCAAGGAUUGAAUCUCUCUUCGCAAUCCUUGUAAACAUCCUUACUGAGUUUGUGCUGAGCAAUGUUUGCUACAUGUAUGGCUUAUUGUCAUGUCACACCUCUGUGGCAACUUGAAGACUCCUAGUUGUUGCAAAUCAUAAUACCACACCAAAGUGCUAAGGUGAUUUGAUUAGACCAUGUGCAUCAUUUCUGUGGGAACUGCAAACUUUCCUCAGACAGUAAAUCAAACAAGGCCCUUUGGCAGAGAACUGUGCUGUCAGGUGACUUCUGUUCACGGUGUUCUUUGCAUCAGGUUUCAUUAGCUUGCCUCGCCCAUAUCUUGCUUAUGAAGACUGAUAUUCAGGCCUGCAUGGGUGGAAGUAUCUGUUUCAUGCCAGCCUAUGUAUUGAAUGAGCUAUUAUCACAGGGUGUUUGGGACUGCAUCUCAGGACUUGAUGCUUCUUGCUGAAUUCUUAGUCAUCUUAAAGCAUGCACUGUGAUACAAGGUGUGCAAGCGAACUACACAUAAACUUUAUAAUUCUAUGUUGGUCUUGUUUGCCCCCUUCAUUUCUUAUUUUAGGACUUCUUCACAACAUAUUAUUCUACUAAUACAUCUUGGAGACAUUGUAAUUAAGGUGAGAUCUGUCAAGGGAGUUGUAAAUUUUGUCCUUUGCUGAUGGACUAUACAUAAUGUGAAAAGCCUCUGCUUGAGUAGAUACAUAUUUAUCACGGACCAUCAUCAGUAAAGGUCCGUGACAUGCAUUUUUUAUUAAUUUUUUUUUUUUUUUGUCUUUAAAUUGUAUCCAUAGAAAAACUGGUGAAUACUUUUUUUUUUGGUUAAUUUUUGUAGUGUGUAGUGUGCUGUCUCAAAAACUGCAAUAUUUUCAUGUUUUCAGAGUUUUGUCUUUUAUCGCAACCUCAAUAGAAAUCCAUAUUUGUGAAGGUUUGGGGCACUAUUUAGGGUAAAUUUGCCUUUAAUCUACUGGAAUAAUAUGCCAUUUCAGCCACUUGGUAAAGUGUAUAGAAAAAUGUUUGUCAGUUGGCUGAAACAAUUUUGUACUUUCAUUUAAGAAUGGUCUUUAGGUUUGGUUUUGUUUGGUUUUUUAGGUAGAUUGCUUUUUAUUAUUAAAAAAUAUUUUUUCCAUAUUUUUACAAGUAAAAAUAACCAGGGUAAAUUUCAGUGAGUGAAUGAGCUAUGUAAGGAAUGAAGCUCUUUGCUUCAUAAUUUCUUUUGUAAGAAAUGUUGAGGGUCAGUGCAAAGUUUGUGUCCACCCUUGAUCAUUAUUUUGACUGGUUCACAAAUUUCACUCAAUGACUUGAUAGGAAUCAGGAACACCCACUUCUAGUCUUGGGGAGAAAACAAUGUUUGGGAGAUGUCUUUUUCUAUGGGCCUAUGUUAUUGGUAACGAGUAGAAGAUGAACCCAGAUGUUUCAUGAAAAUAAAAUAGUUAAUUUCUGCAUUAAUGGCUCAACACCAUCUAGACAGUUUAAAAACAAUUAAUUGUUAUUUCUUGAAUUCCGUUACUGUGUGUGUAUGCAUGCAAUCGCACAUUUUUGGCAUCAGCUAUAUUAACGUUUAUGCUGGCCUGGUGUUUUCAUAAUUCAAGUGACUUCUUCAAGUUGUUUUGUUGAAAAAUUAAUUCUUAGAAAACCAAUGCAUUGCCAUAGAAGCUGUGACAUGGUGCUAGUAUUAAAUCUAGUGUAGGAUAAAGGUCUGGGGAUAUUGUGACACUAAUCAGAAUUUUACUGAUACCAUUACAUUUCCUAAAUAUUACAGAUUGUUAUGGGACAGUGACAGCUUUAUAUUGUUCAGAUGUGAUGAGAUUUGAAGAGGUGUAAUAUUAUUGGUAUAGAUACAAGCUGUGAGCUAUUACUGUACACUGUAUGUGUGUCCAUUAUAAAAUGGUAAGUAUGAUAUUUGGUGCCUUGUUCUAUCGGAUGUUGUGACCCAGAGGUCUAACAUGGAUAUUAUUGUGAGCUGUUCAUGAUACAUCUAAAGAUCUGACACAUGUGACACUAGAUUUAUUUUGUUGCAGUGGUAUUUUUAGAUUUAAGAUAUUACUACUGACUGAUUAAUGACCAUGACAUUUUAGGUCCAUGAGGUAUAUUACUCUAUACAAGUCUAACAAAUUGUCUGUUUAAACUGCCCACCGGGAAAAAUAAAGUUGAUCAUUGUCAGUGACAGGAAUGAUAUUGUGGAAUACUCUAGAAAACAGUCCAGGGAGAGAGAUGAACAAAUUUGAUAUUAUUCUAAGCAAUUAUUUGACAGCAUUCGUAGAUCUUAUAGUUGUGAUAUUACUGUUAUAUUACUCUAUGAUAUUACUCUGUUAUAUACAUGUGACAGUUGUGAUAUUACUGCAUAUUGCAUCUUGGUUAUACCAUGUGUAGAUCAAAGAUGCGCUCGCUAUUUGAAAUCAUGUCACUCUUAGACAUAGACAACCAUCUUUAGAGUUGUGUCCAUCUAUGAUCAUCAGUUAAGCCCUGUCUCUGUGGGUGAGUGUGUGUGUGAGAGAAGUGAGAGACUUAGGCAGACCAAGGAUUUUCUUCCACCACCACCUCUUUCAUCCAUUUGAUCAUUAACUUGUGAGGUGUACGUUAUAGGAGCUUUCCAUGUUUCUGAUCAUCUUCAUUGUCCAGGUCCUGUAUAACUUUUACAUUUCUUGCAUGCAAACAUGACCUACUGGUAUCUCAGGAUCUUUUGGUAUUCAGAAUGGUAUAUGCACCUUUAGACAAUUAAAACCUGAGCAUAAAUUCCCGUUUUAAUAACUUGGACAAUCAUACAAACAAAGUAUUUCAGAGCUUGGGAAACAAAUCCAGUUUUAUAGUUUGAAGUAUCUGAUUUUGCUGUUGCAUGUACCAGACUUUGAUGAUUCUAUCAUUAUAUUUAAUACCAAAUGAUACAUUUUUAAAAUAGACUUAAGAGCUACAACAGGAAAAAAAAGAAAGACUUAAGUGCAGGCGUUACAAAAUGUAAAUAAUUCUGUUUGCUUUUUGCUUUACAUCUGUUUAUAAAACUGCUGGUGAUCUUUUUUUUUUUAAGAUUAUACAAUUUCUUUUCAUGCCUGGUAAUUCUGUCUCCGUUAAGGUCCCAGAAAAAAACAGGUAUGUUUCCAAAGUAUUGAGCAUAAAAUUUACUGUAGCACUAACGAAAUUGUGUGUACUAUAAAGCUAAAAUCUGAUUUUGAAGUGAUACAAUUAUUUUGUUUUACUGGAUUUUGAUACACUGACUUUUGAUUAUUUACUGUAGUUGGCAAGCAGGCAUUGGUGUCUGCCUACUGACACAGUAGCAGUCAGUGUUAUACAGCAUACCCCAUAUUGCAGCAUGUUAAGAUGAUUAAUGUGUGAUUACAUGCACGAGGGGAAAUGGACAGACAGUCCAUCUUACAUAUAAGCCUUUUAAAAUUUUGGCAAAUCUUUUUAAAGUUAUUUACUUUUUUUUUUUAAAUUUCGCUCCAUAUUCACUGCUUAGCAUUUAUCCAUACAUACACCAUCUCAAGAUUCAUGGAAUACAGUUUUCCCCAAAGCUGAAUGAAAGUUAAGGACCUUGUUUGGCAAGCCACAAUCAAAUAAUUAAAAAUGAAGACCAAGCCAUAGCUGUGCAUCCAAUUUUAUACUCAGCUAUCAGCUAUGCUGAAGCAGUUUGUGUUUAACUAUGUCCAGUGUUUAGUAAAUGUACUCAGCACACCUGUAUACUCUGUAUAAUGUAUACUAGUCAAUUAGGGGACAAUACUGUAUUUAGCUGUGGUUACUUUUGUUUGGUCACACUCAUUGUCUACUCAGAGAUUUUUAUCCAUGUCAGACUGCCUGGUGAGUAAAGACCUAUGCUGAGGUAACUCUCCCAGUCCACAACAUUUCUUAAUCUCUGCUGUUGUACAAUGGUCUUUUUUACUGGUACAUAAUAAAAUGAUUUAUUUCGA
Messenger RNA from Pomacea canaliculata, 10692 nucleotides. RefSeq names its product rho GTPase-activating protein 45-like. The coding region runs from base 305 to 4192 and encodes 1295 amino acids. Gene Ontology annotation, biological process: activation of GTPase activity; signal transduction. The record is from RefSeq and is a predicted model, not a curated record. NCBI's taxonomy places the organism in Eukaryota, Metazoa, Mollusca, Gastropoda, Architaenioglossa, Ampullariidae. Gene Ontology annotation, molecular function: GTPase activator activity. The transcript has 29 exons.